UUUCGAGGUGCAUCAAAUGCUGUCGGUAAGCUUGUUGAAGAAUGCUCGGGAGACAAAAGUCAGAUGACAAUCGUUACGCACAGCAGUGGAAACCAUGCUCAGGCGAUCGCACUGGCGUCCAAGCUACAUGGAGUUAAAGCACACAUAGUCAUGCCUAUAGAUGCACCGACUGUCAAGAAAGAGGCUGUGAAAGGUUAUGGAGCUCAGAUCACGCAAUGUGUGAAUACGCAAGAGGUCAGUACAUGGGAGAUGGAUGUGUUUUGUGUGACAUUUAUUUUAAUGCCUAAUUUGUACCAAUUCAGGGCUUUCAAAAUUAGCUGAUGGCCCCUGGAGCUCUAGUGGGUGUGACGAAGUUUGCCACUGGUUACUUUGUUUAGUACUACCAUUUAAUUCUGCUUUCUUCCACUCUGAGCUUUCAAACAAAGUUAUUUUUUCUCAACCUAGGCUACUUUAUAGCCUGGUUAUUUUCGAAAAUGACACCCUAUUUCAUAAAACUGUUUUAGUUAUUUAAUUGCCAUCUUAAAUCCUGAAGUUACCUUGUUGAAGAAUGAAAUUUGGUUACCGGGUUCAAUUGUGUUGUUAUCUAAUCAAUAUUCACUCAAUGUUUCCGCAUUUCCGAUUUUUUAUAACUAUAAGCAAUUUUUUGUUUUGAAAUGAAGAGUCGUGAGGGUACGUGUGCAGAAGUUCUGAAGUCUGUUGGUGCAAAUGGACAUUUAAUCCAUCCAUUUGAUAACGUCAAUGUGAUUGCAGGGCAGGGGACCAUUGGUCUUGAAGUUCUGGAGCAGGUAUGUAAUUUGUAUCAUUGUAUCAGUUUUAAGCUGUCUUCCCUGGUGCAUCACAGAGGGGAAAUAGUCUAACGUAAUAAAUCCUCUGCUACACACGUAAAAAUACACAAGUUGUAACAAACCUGCAACAGACUUGCAGCAAUGCCGUUCUAACAACUUGUCAUCAGGAUGUGUUUGCAUUGCUUGUUGACAACUUGCUACAAGGUUGUUGAGCUUGACAGACUUGUUACAAAUUGUUCCAACAACUUGUUAUCGUCCUGCAAUUCUACAAUUUGUCAACAAGUUGCGAGUGACAACCUUGUAGCAACUUGAUGAUCAAUAACAACAUUGUCGCAACUUCUUGACAUUAGCUUGCUACAAGCCUGUUGCAAACACAUCCUGUUGUCUGUUGACAUAUUGUAAGAUUUUUAUGUGUGUACCAAAAUCCAUUCCUAAUUUCUCUUCCACUAGGUACCUGAUGUUGAAGCGCUCGUGGUUCCUGUUGGUGGAGGGGGGUUGCUAAGUGGUGUUUGCAUUGCUGUGAAGAACAUGAAACCUGAUGUUAAAAUAUUUGCAGCCGAGCCUCUGAAUGCCGAUGACUGUGCAAAGUCGUUUGCCGCAAAGAAUAGAAUACCUUUGCCAG
This is a messenger RNA of Paramuricea clavata, 1407 nucleotides long. The record is from the annotation of a GenBank genome assembly. Lineage: Eukaryota; Metazoa; Cnidaria; Anthozoa; Malacalcyonacea; Plexauridae.